This is a messenger RNA of Odontomachus brunneus, 1435 nucleotides long. It is a transcript of the gene D1, whose product is annotated as chromosomal protein D1. Gene Ontology annotation, molecular function: DNA binding. The transcript is spliced from 3 exons. The record is from RefSeq and is a predicted model, not a curated record. Bases 271 to 624 code for a protein of 117 amino acids. NCBI's taxonomy places the organism in Eukaryota, Metazoa, Arthropoda, Insecta, Hymenoptera, Formicidae.
GAGUGAGUGAACGAGCGCGCGCCAACGAACGAGCGAGCGAGCGGCACACCAGUGAGAACGAGUUAAGCUCUCGCAGCAUCCCGAUAAGACGCGACCGUUAAGCGCGACUCGACGAGACGCGACGCGAUACGGCACCGCCGCCACGCUACGAAACGCGCAACCGGCGACGUUGAGGAGCGCGAUAUCACCCUUUGUCUCAGCGCAACGGGCACAGAUCGAGCCGCGCCGCAAGUAAGCCGAGGUGAGCGGAGUUAAAACAAGACAAUAAACAUGUCGGAUGAUAAUUCGCCUGUUAUGGAGGAGCAAAAGAAGAAGAGGGGUAGGCCUGCUAAAGCAGACAAGAACGCUGUUAAGGAACCCAAAAAGAGGGGAAGGUCCGCUGUGGAAAAGAAUAAUGCAGUGCGUCCAGCAAAAUCCGACAACGAGGAUGACGCGCCACCUGGACCUGUUAAAAAGGGAAGGGGUCGACCUAAGGGCUCUCACAAGAAGAAGCAAGGACCACCAAAAGGCACGACUACCGCACCACGCGGUCGCGGUAGACCAAAAAAGACAGAAGAAAAACCCGAGAUCACUGGUGAAGAUGAAGAUGAUCAGGAUGAGGAGGAGGAAGAAGAGGAGAACUGAAUCGUUGGGGGAUGCAAUAGGGGAGGAUGAAACUAACACAUCUGACUUAUCCUUCGAAGACCCUUCUUCUUAAGAAAAAAAAAAAAUAUUAAGCCAGUUGAUCAAAGUUCGGUUCUGUCUAGUUUGCACUUUUUAUUGUAAUUCGGGAAUUCCCGAACAAAGUUUUAAAACUCGACAAAAAAUAACGAUGAUAGUGGCCGACACUGUUCUCUCACCGAUUAUCGGUGUCACCCUAGAAAUCUUAGUUUCCAAUUCAGUCAAAUUUGAGGAAGAACGUUGGAUAUGGAAGUUGUGUUACAAAUUUAUUAAGUUCUUUUAUAUUUCUUUGACAUUGCUACUAUUAAUAAUGAUUAAUGAUCAUAUUUUUAAGCGGUAAGAUUACAUGUGUAACUCUCUUUGACAGUAAAAGACUGGAUUGUAAGAUGCAGAUCUCAAAACUUUCCUUUUUUUUUCUGUUCGUUUAAUUUGAUGAACGAAAGAUUUGAUAAACUUUUUUAAAUGAAAUAGUCUAAUAUCACACACGGUAUAGUAUUGUAUCACAUAUUUGCUACCUCCUGUUCUCCUACAUAUGUAUUACAAUUCACGAAGCCAAAAAACUUCAUACCGAUCUAAUAUUGUAAGAGAUAGGAAAAGGUAAACACAGAAAAAAGUUUAAAUCAUCACUACAUAUGUAACAUAUGUAUGUAACAUAUGUACUAUUCUUUUCUAAUUAAACAUGAAUAUGUGUAUAUUAGUGUCAUUUUUGAGGCAAGCAUAUGUGUGAAUGUCAAAUUUGUAUUAAAGUAAAUAAACUCGAAGUACUCUUAUUAAA